GACCUGCCGCUCACCGGGACCUUCACAAUGAAGUUCAUGAAAGUGGGCCGUGUGGCCAUCAUCACCCGUGGCCGUUACGCCGGUAAGAAGGUCGUCAUUGUCCAGCCUAACGACACUGGCUCCAAGGCGCACCCCUUCCCUUACGCCAUCGUCGCCGGUAUCGAGCGCUACCCCCUCAAGGUCACCCGCCGCAUGGGUAAGAAGACCGUCGAGAAGCGCAGCCGCAUCAAGCCCUUCAUCAAGGUCGUCAACUACAACCACUUGAUGCCCACCCGUUACACUCUCGAGCUCGAGGGUCUCAAGGGUGCCGUCUCCAACGACACCUUCAAGGAGGUCUCCCAGCGUGAGGACGCCAAGAAGAACGUCAAGAAGGCCCUCGAGGACCGCUACACCAGCGGCAAGAACCGUUGGUUCUUCACUCCUCUGCGUACGUUGCACCCCCCGUUCACCGACGCUUGCGGCUUUUUGUGGUGACAUGGCUGAUGGUUCUACAGGUUUCUAAACGGGAUAAUUGGGGCGUUUUGUCGUUUGAGCGCGC
This is a messenger RNA of Aspergillus japonicus CBS 114.51, 538 nucleotides long. Its product is annotated as 60S ribosomal eL27 domain-containing protein. The transcript has 3 exons. The coding region runs from base 28 to 474 and encodes 148 amino acids. The record is from RefSeq and is a predicted model, not a curated record. Gene Ontology annotation, biological process: translation. Gene Ontology annotation, cellular component: cytosolic large ribosomal subunit; ribosome. Gene Ontology annotation, molecular function: structural constituent of ribosome. NCBI's taxonomy places the organism in Eukaryota, Fungi, Ascomycota, Eurotiomycetes, Eurotiales, Aspergillaceae.